Molecule: messenger RNA, 582 nt
Organism: Micropterus dolomieu (smallmouth bass)
Lineage: Eukaryota; Metazoa; Chordata; Actinopteri; Centrarchiformes; Centrarchidae
Gene: il17c
Product: interleukin 17c
Biological process (GO): inflammatory response
Cellular component (GO): extracellular region
Molecular function (GO): cytokine activity
Source: RefSeq, a predicted model, not a curated record
AUGGUGGCUGGUAAAAGCAAAGCGGAUCCCCUUGUUAACAGUCAGUCACAGGAGAGACAGAGGAUGGACAUGAAACAGAUUCUCAUCAUUGGACUUUUUCUGGUGCCGGCGUGGAUGCACCAGUGCUAUGAUGAGGACAAGCUGCGUGACGCAGCAGAGAGGAAGCUGAGGAGGCGCUUCCCGCAGCCUGUGGAACCCGUAACUACGGCGGCCCCGGACUCCCCCGCCUCCUGCCCCCUGGAGCUCUACCGGCACCAGACGCCUAAGGACCUCCACGAGAGGUCCCUGUCCCCCUGGAGAUAUGUACGUAAGACAAUGGAGGAUCACUUUCCCUCCACCUACACCGAGGCUCAGUGCCUGUGUUCAGGAUGCAUCCUGAUCCAGGAGAACCGCAACUCAGUGGGGGACAAGAGACAUCCAGUGGAGAGCCACGAUUACAACUCAGUGCCCAUAAAGCAGAGCAGGGUGUUUCUCAAGAGGGAGCUCUGCUAUGGCAAAAAGAGAUACCAUUUGAAGCCAGUUACUGUGGAUGUAGCUGUGGGCUGCACCUGUGCCAGAGUCAAGACCUCCUCCUCCUCCUAG